AUGUUGGUGAGCGGCAAAGCAGACUUGAAGCUCGGGUGCUCUUCGGCUCUCCUCGCAGACUCCCUGUCCACUGCUGCCCGAUUUCAGGGUCUGCUUGCCACUGAGCCAUCUGCCUUCUUCACCAGGAAUCACUGCUCGCCCACGUGGCGCCUUGACCUGGGAGCCAGCUUCUCCCACCUGCCCACUCCUACACUCCUGCUGUCAGACCUAGAUUUAUACCGGGGGCCGGGCACUCAGAGAAACGGGACUCGCGAGUCUGGAUUCAGCCAGAGAAAGACCAUCGCUGCUGCCUUGACCUUCCCCUACCCACCCCCCCGACCCUUGAAUGUGUCGGGCACUCACUCUCCCAGCCUUGAAGCUCUCUCCUCCCGCACAAUCAGGGGGCACUGGAAUAGCAGCCGUUCUGUCCUCACUGAUCAGCAUGCAAUCUACAGCUGGCAUUGCUUUUCACUCCUGGUGGGGUCAUCAGCCUCCCUGCCGAGGCCCAGGAGUUUAGACCAAGACACGGCGGCAGUAAGGACUUGGGUCUACUUGGACCUGCGAGGGCUCGGGGCAGAUGCUGCCGUGGGAGCGGAGGAAUGCGCCCGCCCUUGCGUUCGACAGCCGGUGUGCGGGGGCAUUCUUAUCAUGCUUCUUGUGGAGCUGCAUCUGCUCCUGGCUUUCAGAACUCCGGAGCAUUUUCACAACAAAAUGUUAGGCUAUAUUUAUCUAUCACAUCACCAAAGCCCGUCUUUGAAAUUUCUGUCCAGGAAACGUUUGCGCUGUGCUGUUAACGAGUUCAGCAAACCUGACGCCUCCCUGAUCCUUGACUUCUUCCCCUGUAAAAGGAGCGGAGCUGGUCACAAGCCUCCCCUCCCCACCCUUGACUCUGACAUCGAGGCCCCUACAAGGUCACAGAACCCUCUGGGCUGGAAAUUCCUCUAG
Messenger RNA from Rangifer tarandus platyrhynchus (Svalbard reindeer), 924 nucleotides. The record is from the annotation of a GenBank genome assembly. Lineage: Eukaryota; Metazoa; Chordata; Mammalia; Artiodactyla; Cervidae.